Messenger RNA from Zymoseptoria tritici IPO323, 583 nucleotides. RefSeq lists its product as uncharacterized. Bases 77 to 367 code for a protein of 96 amino acids. NCBI's taxonomy places the organism in Eukaryota, Fungi, Ascomycota, Dothideomycetes, Mycosphaerellales, Mycosphaerellaceae. The transcript has a single exon. The record is from RefSeq and is a predicted model, not a curated record.
CUCAAAUCGGAGCUCGUCACUCGAAUUCAGCACAAAUCGUCCACGGCACGAUCGACUCCAACCCACGUAUAGGGUCAUGACGCCGACCUCGAACUCCGCUGCGAUCGCUGCUCCCUAUCCACACCUUUCAGCGAAUGAGCCACGGACUCUCACCGAUGGCACGGGAGGAACAGAGCUGUCACCAGCCGAUCUCGUAUCUGGACUGCCUUCGCCGUCAGUUGGCCAACGUAAUCACUAUUCGACACCUCCUGCCCUCUCGAUCCAUGACAACGGUACACUCCCGAGCAAUCCGUCGACUUUGCCAAUGCCACCGACUCAGUUAGCAGGUUCGGAGAAACUAUAUCCGAAGGGUGAUCUGAUGCCUUAGUCGCACGUCGAACUGUUCUGUCUCAGUCGAGUUGAAGUAUCGUCAACAGUCAGAUUGCAUGUUUUUGAGGGGCGGACGAAAGGGCGUGCAGCUGCAAGAGCUGGAGGAAGGCGGUCAGGACUUACAAGCACGGAGUUAUGGAUGGCUUGUGGAGUAGAUAUUGGCAAUGCAAGACAUAGUCAGUCUCAAUGCGUUUAUGCCAAUCGUCGACAAACU